ACAUAAACUUAUUAAUAAAAUUAUUCUAUUCUUUAUACUUUUAUUCACCAUAUUUGACAUGUAGUAGAUGCUUAAUAAAUGUUGAUCAAUGGAAGAGGCAGGAUGAUGUUUUGUAAAAAUAAUUCAGGAGAGAGAUUGAAGUGAAUUUUUAAUGCCAUGCUGAGAAAUUUAAACUUAUUAUAAAUUUAAUAAUCAACAAAAACAAUAUACUUAUAAACUAAAUGCCAAAAUUUUAACUCUAAUAAGAUGCUUAAAUUACAAAUAAAAUGCUUUAUGUCCUUUUCCAGGCCUGCACAGAAUAAGCAGAGAUAUCUCUAGUUUUUCUGUAAGGAAAUGGGAAGAGACUGUAUACUGGUGGGAUUGAAUGGAGGAAAGACUAAGGGUAGAGAGGUUAAUGAGGAAACUGCUUAAUUUAUAAUUCAGCUCAAAGCAUCUAAUCAAUUUGUAAAAUUUUGAUGUAUUCAGUCUGAAUUCGAUUUGAGUUACCUCCAGCUAGUGUACUAGAUUAAAAGGGAGGAGAAAAUAAGAAUUGGGAUCUGAAUUUGCAGGUCAACACCCUAACAUUGAAUUUGAGAGCAUUUUUAGUUUUUAGCGGACCUGGUACGGGUUUCAAUCAUUCAUUUGUUAUUCAAUCAUUUAUCAGGUAUCUGUUAGGUGUAAAGUACUGUUAAUUUUCCUUUUACAGGGACUUUUCCACCAAAAUAAAGGGGUAGGGGGCAGAAACAUCCUUCUGAGGAACAUUUCUCCCCCUUCAAUUCCUAUUAAAUCAUCUGGCAUAAUCUUCCCCUUCCUGACAACCCACAUUGCUUAACCUGUAGUACCAAUGUCUUCAUUUUCCUAGGGUAAUAGAUCUGGCAUUGGAGAGGACUGAGAGGUUAUCUGUUUUUAGAUGAUCUCCAGGUCACACAGAUGCUGAAUAGAUUUGGAAUUUUAAAACAGCUCCCUCAACACUAAAAUUAGUGUCUAUAUUCACUUCCAUCCUAGAGUCUAUAAGAAUAGUCUUAUUCUCCUAAGUCUUUUCCCAACUAGACUGUGAGCCUCCAAAGAGCAGAAGCUAUAGGUAUUCUUUCUGCCUUUUGCACAGACUAAGGUUGUUAGAAACAUGAUGAAUUUUUCAGAAUUUGUGCCUUGAAUAGAUUCAAGAUGGAGUGGGAAGGGGUCAGAAGUCUGGAGAGCCCCUAAGCUUCAGAAUCUCUAGGUUUGAGUUUCCUGGGUCUCCUCCCAGCCUAGUAUUCACCUGACUAAGGAGGAGCCUGCCCACCUGAGGCUGUCCCUUACCUGCUCCUCCCCUAGCCCUGGGAGGAGCCUGAGUUCCAAGUCAGGUGAGCCACUAAGGAAAAAUAUUACUAGAAUCUGAGCUCCGGCUGACUUCUUCCCAGCCUCCCUCAUCAUUUGAUCUCUCUGGAUUUGGCAGGAAUCAGAAUUACAGCUGGAUAUGACCCAAGCAAGAACUAGGAGGCCGAAGCCAAAAAUUAGGAACCCAAGCUCACAAGGAAUCAGAACUACGAGGAACGAGGAGCCAGCGCCAACCAGAAAGAUAUGGCCAUGGGCAGUCAGAAGCCAGAGCCAACUGAGCCUGUGUCUAGGUCCCCAGAUGAAGAAGACGAAAUGGAGAGCUUGGCUCCUUCAACUCCCUGCCUUCCUGAGGCUGUCCCUGUGGAUAGGGAGCCCCCAUUGGGGGCUGGAGCUCAAUGGGCACUCCAGCUCCUGGAGGAUGUAGAAGACGAGUGCCCUAUCUGUACAGAGCCCUACGGGGUAGAUGAGCACCUCUUGGUGUUGUUGAACUGUGGACAUGGCCUGUGCCAGCACUGCCUAAACAGGCUCAUGGGCACAGCUCCUAGCACUGAUUUGGGCCGUGUACGGUGCCCGCUGUGCCGUCAGAAGACUCCAAUGUUGGAGUGGGAGAUCUACCAGCUACAGGAAGAGUUGCUCCAGGCCGACGGGCCCCAACCCCCACCACCUCCCAGCCCCCCAGCCCUUCCUCUCCGUGGGACAGGGCUUCGGGCUUCCCUGGAGCACCGUUAUCAAUUUCGAGGAAACCGAGGUUGCCUCCCCUUCUUGCCUUGCCCACCCUGUCUGAUCACCAGGCUCUGGGCCCUUCGUGAAAGGGGGCCUUCCACUCGAUGCCUCGUCUUGCUGAUAAUGGUAUCCUUGGAGGUGUUUGGACUGGUACUCAUCUUUCUGCCCCUUCUACUACUUGCCUUGCUCUUUAUCCUACUUAACUAUUCAGCCCACUGACCAGCCAACCUGGGCUCAAAGACCUUGUGAGGGAGUGGGCUUGCUCACCACUUACCAAUGAUUUGCUCAUCAAAGAAGUAUCUACGGGAGACUGGAACAUUACAACACCUUAUCACUGGACGGAUCCUGAACUGAAUGAACUGAUAAUUAGCUCUGAGAAAUUCUGGGGGGAUAAUUCUUCUUGGAACUAAUGGUCAUCAUUUGUAGAGCUUAAACUCUGAUUUGAUCACAACUGUCUCAGCCAGCCCCCUUGAUAAGUCAAGACUGAAUGGGGGGAAGAAAGAACUGGAUUACUGACAGAAGUAAGUUCACAAUCUGAAUAAUGUUUAGAAAUAAUUAUUUACAUUAGUGAAAAGAAGUGGGGGUGGGAGUGGAAAGGCAAUGAAUACCCUAAGAUGGUGGGUUUGGAAGGGACAGGUGUGGACAGUCUGGUGGAGAGAAAAGUGCUUUCUUGGGAUAGGAAGUAUAGAAACAGACCAGUCAGGUUGCUGGGGGGAGGGACAGAAAUGUCCUCUGUUCCUCUCUUUGUCUGGAGCUCUCCGAUAAGGGCCAUGCUGCUGGUGUUCCCUGAAGGUCAGAUAGGCUUGGGCUUGAAGGUGAGGAAAUAGAAACUGCUCCUACCCAAAUAGGGUGGAAUCUCGGGCCUCAUACUGCUAGGAGGGAGAACUCUGGAGGAGAGCUGCUCUCCAAACAUAUGGACACAUCUCCUCUGGCAGAGGUAUGGGCAGCUAUGGUGAACACAGAAUUUAUCCGGGUGUGAAAAUGUCAGGGGAUACAAAUUCCAAAGUGACCCCUUCUGCAGCCACCUAAUUCUCCUGGAACUUGCCUCCCACACAUAUAUACACUCCAGGCCACAAAAGAGAACCCAUAAAAAAGAACAGCCCACAAGUUUUGGGGACAGAGACACAGCAAUGCUGGACGGGAGAGAGCAGCAGUCCAGUGUACAGAAUGGAGCUGAGAAUCUAGCUCUCAUCAAACUACAUCUUAAGAACUAUAUCCAGAUAGUAAAAAGCUGGAGUGUGUCCAGAAGACUGACCAGAUAUAUGAGAGGCCUGUAGACUAUGUCACAUGAGAAUUGGUUGAAAGAAUUACGUAUCAUCCAUUGGGAAAUGGUCCAUCUAGUGAAGAUACAUGAAUGUAAUAUAAUAAAUCACUAUGCUGUAAAAAAUGAUGAAUGCAAAAAACAUGGAAAGAUUUGUCCAAACUAAUGCAGACAGAAAUAAGAAGAGCCAAGAAAACAAGAGACAAUUCUCAAACUUUUUGGUGUCAGGACCCUUCUAUACUCUUAUUAUUGAGGGCCAAAGAACAUUUGUUAUAUGAGUGAUAUUUAUUAUGUCAUAAAGUAGAAUUGAUAAAUUUAAAAAUAUUUAUUCGUUUAAAGUAACAUGUAACAAUGUUCAAUGUUACAUGUUAACAAACUGGAUAUUUUCUAUGAAAAAAUAAGUAUUCUACAAAACAAAAAUUUAGUGAAAAGAGUGGUACUGUCAAACAUUUUUGCAGAUCCCUCUUAAUGAUUGCCUUAAAAGACAACUGGAUUUUCAUAUUUGCAUCUACCUUCAAUCUGUGGUGAUAUUGAUUUAAUUGAAAUAUUUGAAGAAAAUCCAGUCUCAUACAUAGAUAUAGUUGCAAUAGGGAGGAAUAUUUAAAUAGGCAAAUAUCUUAAUAUUAUGAAAAUAGUUUUGAUGGUGCAGAUCCCCUGAAAGAGUCUCAGGGACCCAAAGAGGCCUGUGGACCAAUUCUUUGAGAACUGCUAAUAUAUACGACUACAACAAUGUAAAUGGAAAGAACAACCACAAACAAUCAAGUAUUACAACAUUACAAAGAACAUGCUUGUUUCCCCCAAAAAAAAAAAAAAAUAUCGAGGACAUCUUUACUCCAUUUGUUUGCAGAAGUGGGCUGUCCAAAGGUGUGGUACACUUACAUAUAUUUUGUACUUUCUAGAUGUAUUAGUCAGUUUUGAUUUUUUUCACUUAUUUUCUUUUAAAAACUGUAUUUUAUUGCACGGGACUGCCCCCUGGAAGAAGGAAAGGAGAAUUCCUGGGAGAAUUUCUGGUGAUUAUAAAAGACAUUAAUAAAAUUAUUUUUAAAAUAAAAAUAUUAGCGCUAAAAAA
Messenger RNA from Antechinus flavipes (yellow-footed antechinus), 4349 nucleotides. It is a transcript of the gene RNF229, whose product is annotated as RING finger protein 224. Lineage: Eukaryota; Metazoa; Chordata; Mammalia; Dasyuromorphia; Dasyuridae. The record is from RefSeq and is a predicted model, not a curated record. The transcript has 2 exons. The coding region runs from base 1540 to 2238 and encodes 232 amino acids. Gene Ontology annotation, biological process: protein localization to mitochondrion; proteasome-mediated ubiquitin-dependent protein catabolic process; intrinsic apoptotic signaling pathway in response to endoplasmic reticulum stress. Gene Ontology annotation, cellular component: endoplasmic reticulum membrane. Gene Ontology annotation, molecular function: ubiquitin protein ligase activity.